AUGCUCAAUCGAGUCCACUCUAAUACAGAUGCCACAGGUGGCGGGAAUCCCGAACGACGCAUCCCGCCGUCUGAUGUGGAAUGCAAUGAUUUGAAUUCUCAAGAAGAGACUAAAAAGGCAGCAAACGAUGAUCCGUUUGGAUCUGAAGACGUUGCUGAGGUAAAAUAUCGCACGAUGAAGUGGUGGCACUGUGGAAUGCUUAUGAUUGCGGAGAAUGUCUCCUUGGGAAUUCUUUCUAUCCCGUCUACUGUCGCAGUUCUAGGAAUGGCUCCUGCCGCCAUUCUGCUUGUCUUUUUAUCAGCACUAUCGUGGUAUACCGGCUUCAUCAUCGGACAGUUCAAGCUUCGAUACCCACAUGUCCACAGUAUGGGUGAUGCCGGAGAAAUCCUAUUCGGUCGCUGUGGGCGUGCAGUGCUGGAGAUUGCACAACUGCUUCUGUUGAUCUUUGUGAUGUCAAGCCACAUCCUCACAGGCACAAUUCUACUGAGCACUAUCACCAACAACGGGGCCUGUGGCAUUGUCUUUGGUGUUGUCUCAUUGAUCAUCUGUUUCAUUGGAGUCCAGUCCGAGGAUCCUGUUGAAUUCCAUGUUGUUCGACAGGUCAGCUUUUACGAAGGCUUCCUAGCAUUUACCAACAUCAUGUUUGGAUUCAUUGCACAUGUGACCUUCUUCGGCCUGAUAUCUGAAACCCAAGAUCCAGAAUUCUUUCCAAGGUCAUUGGCUAUGCUUCAAAUCACAGAUACCGUAAUGUAUCUUGUAGCAGGUUUGGUUAUCUACCGUUUCGCUGGUCAAGGUGUUGAAUCGCCUGCUCCAUCUUCCGCAGGCCCGCUUAUGAAAAAGAUUUGCUACGGUAUCGCAAUUCCAACGGUUUUUAUUGCUGGUAUAGUUGUUGGCCACGUUGCUUGCAAAUAUGUUUAUGUCCGGGUCCUACGCGGUUCGAGUCACAUGCACAGAAAUAGCUUCGUGGGCAUAGGAUCGUGGGUUGGAAUCGCAGGACUCCUUUGGAUCAUUGCGUGGAUUAUUGCCGAGUCAAUUCCUGGAUUCAACAAUCUUCUCAGUUUUAUCAUUUACUCAAAUGCUUACUUUCCUCAGUGUGGAGCUGGACUUUACGUCUCAGGCAGAGCGCUUAGUGAGACUGCUUCACACAGCAGCUGGUCAUGUUCCGUAAGCUCUUGA
Molecule: messenger RNA, 1176 nt
Organism: Penicillium soppii
Lineage: Eukaryota; Fungi; Ascomycota; Eurotiomycetes; Eurotiales; Aspergillaceae
Exons: 8
Coding region: 1-1176 (391 amino acids)
Biological process (GO): amino acid transmembrane transport
Cellular component (GO): vacuolar membrane
Molecular function (GO): amino acid transmembrane transporter activity
Source: RefSeq, a predicted model, not a curated record